Molecule: messenger RNA, 653 nt
Organism: Mercenaria mercenaria
Lineage: Eukaryota; Metazoa; Mollusca; Bivalvia; Venerida; Veneridae
Exons: 3
Coding region: 41-463 (140 amino acids)
Source: RefSeq, a predicted model, not a curated record
UGAAAGAAUUUGGAAAGACAUAGUUCUGUGGAAUGAAGUAAUGCUACCAAGACUUGAAAGCUUUUACAAACUCUUCUUGCUACCAGAACUAGCUGCCCCUAGAUAUGGUACUUACACUGGCAUAAGGAAGCCAAAAGCACCAUGGUUCAAUGUUCAUCAAGAAUCUACAGCCUGUAGUACAGCUGGCAGUAAUGUUACUCACACAAGAGAGAACUUACAGACCAACUCCAGCAAGAACAGCACAAUUACAUGUAGUACUACUACUACUAGUAGCACUUCAGACAGUUUCAGGAAUGAGGAAAAGAAACAACCUCCUGAAACAACCAACAACCUUCAAGUAUCAAAGGAUGACAAAUGUAAAGGCAGGGCCAGACGGAAAAAAGCAGUGAAGUUUGUUGGUAGAGGAAUUAUACACCUAUGGACAGUAUGUGAAAAAAAAGAAAACAAAGUGGUACAAGGGUAAUGUACUAGAUGUCGUUUCAGGUAUGUACUUAAUAUGAGUGGUCAUAGUUACACGUAUGUGUCCCAUCACAAAGUGGUGUGAGACACAUAUUGAUUUACUCCAGUGUGUCUGUCUGUCAGAAAUCUUGUCCGGACUCGUAAGUCGAACAUUUCUCAUCCAAUCUUCACCAAACUUAAACAAAAUGUAUUUG